Molecule: messenger RNA, 2009 nt
Organism: Ictalurus punctatus (channel catfish)
Lineage: Eukaryota; Metazoa; Chordata; Actinopteri; Siluriformes; Ictaluridae
Gene: rgs7a
Product: regulator of G protein signaling 7a
Exons: 19
Coding region: 88-1611 (507 amino acids)
Biological process (GO): regulation of G protein-coupled receptor signaling pathway; intracellular signal transduction; G protein-coupled receptor signaling pathway
Source: RefSeq, a predicted model, not a curated record
GGCUACUGUCUGUGCUGAGUAUCACAUGUUCUUCUUGUGUUCGCGUAGGUUUGCUCCAGGAUUUCAGGUUUCCUACUAUCCAAAAACAUGCAGAUUCUUACAGCUUCAAAUGCAUCAUCCUACUCCCCGGUUUUCCAUGUCGGCCAGCUGACGGAAUCCCGACUUCCUCUCGCGCUUUGUGAGGUUGGCUGGUCUUCUGGAGAAGCCGUCGAGCACUGGAUUUCGGCCAACAUGGCGCAAACCAACAGCGUGAGCCAGAACAGCAACGGAGAGAUGGACGACUCUCCCAACACGCUGGUCUAUAGAAAGAUGGAAGACCUGAUAGCCCGGAUGCAGGACGAGAAAAACGGCAUCCCGAUCCGCACUGUGAAGAGUUUUCUCUCCAAAAUUCCCAGUGUGUUCUCCGGUUCGGAUAUCGUGCAGUGGUUGGUGAAGAACUUGAGCAUUGAGGAUCCAGUCGAGGCUCUGCACCUGGGCACUCUGAUGGCAGCACACGGUUAUUUCUUCCCCAUCUCAGACCACGUGCUUACUCUCAAAGACGACGGAACCUUCUACAGAUUCCAGACUCCAUAUUUCUGGCCUUCAAACUGCUGGGAGCCAGAGAACACAGACUACGCUGUGUACCUCUGCAAACGAACGAUGCAAAACAAAGCUCGUCUGGAGCUGGCCGACUACGAGGCAGAGAGUUUAGCGCGGCUCCAGCGUGCCUUCGCCAGGAAAUGGGAGUUCAUCUUUAUGCAAGCAGAAGCACAAGCUAAAGUCGAUAAGAAGAGGGACAAAAUCGAAAGGAAAAUCCUUGACAGUCAGGAGAGAGCAUUCUGGGACGUGCACAGACCGGUGCCAGGGUGUGUCAACACGACAGAAGUGGACAUCAAAAAGUCCUCCAGAAUGAAGAAUCCUCACAAAACAAGAAAGUCUGUAUACGGCCUUCAGAACGAUAUCCGCAGUCAUAGCCCCACCCACACGCCCGCCCCCGAGGCCAAGCAGCCAACCGUGGAGGAGCUUCAGGAACAGAUCAAAUUCUGGCAGGCACAGUUAGACAGACAUCGAUUGAAGAUGUCCAAAGUUGCAGAGGGCUUAUUAGGCUAUACAGAACAGUAUGCAGAUUACGAUCCUUUCCUUACGACUCCUGACCCCUCAAACCCGUGGAUAACGGAUGACACGACCUUCUGGGAGCUGGAGGCGAGUAAGGAGCCGACGCAGAGCAGGGUGAAGCGUUGGGGUUUUAGGAUGGAUGAGGUGCUGAAAGAUCCUGCAGGGAGAGAGCAGUUCCUCAAAUUCCUCGAGUCCGAGUUCAGCUCAGAAAACCUCAGGUUCUGGUUGGCUGUGCAGGAGCUGAAAAAGAGGCCCAUUAGGGAGGUGCCGUCUCGCGUGCAGGAGAUUUGGCAAGAGUUUUUGGCUUCCGGAGCGCCCAGCGCCAUCAACGUGGAUUCCAAGAGCUACGGCAAAACCACGCAGAACAUCAAGGACCCCGGGCGCUACGCUUUUGAAGACGCGCAGGAACACAUCUAUAAGCUAAUGAAGAGUGACUCGUACAGCCGUUUCAUCAGAUCCAGUGCCUACCAGGAGCUCCUGCAGGCCAAAAAGAAGAAAAGUAAGAACUUGUUUUGAAGGACAGCAAUGCUUCCAGGGGAAAUCUCUGGUGUCUAAGAGACUGCCUGCCAUCUGAGCCUCGGCGAACCAACCUGGGACGAGGACUCUGCCUCUUCAUCCCUGCCGUUUGAUUGGUGCGGACACCAAUGAGUUGUUGGCCAAUCACGUGCAUGUUCAACGGACUGAGUUUUUACAUCACUCUUAACUUGCUUUGGUUUGUGCCUCGUACAAGGGGCGCACAAAACCGGAAUGGCUUCCAUAGGACACUUGCGGAAAAGGAAGGAUGCCUCGAAUAAGAGGAACGAUGUCCAAGUUGUCUUCAUUUCUUUGCCCACAUGUAAACUAUGAAAAAUGAUGUCAGAUGCAAAAAUAAAUAAAUAAAUGAACGAAUGAAUAAAUAAAUAAAUAAAUAAAUA